Messenger RNA from Effrenium voratum, 788 nucleotides. The record is from the annotation of a GenBank genome assembly. Lineage: Eukaryota; Dinophyceae; Suessiales; Symbiodiniaceae.
CGUCAACCAAGAUAUAGGGGGUCCGGUUUUCCUUAACCGGACCCCAAGUUCCCGGCGAUCCGCCGGCUUUGCCAUGGCGAGCGGCUUGUCCGGCCGUGACGGCCAAGCGAUGGCCCCGGCCUGGCGAGCGGGGACCUUCAACUUGAAACGAGGCGGCGACGCCCGCUGCCAGAGCGCCCGGAGCGCCCGCGCCCGGCCGGAGCUCCCACCCUGCAACCCGCCUCCUGCAGGAUGGAAGGAAGAGCAGUGCCCGAAUCCUCAAUGCAGAGACUUCUCUUGCAUCAAGUGGCACUCCCCGCAAGAGUGGCGUUGCAGGGGCGGCGAGAGCUGCCCGCGCCCGGAGUCCUGCCGAGCCUGGCACGUCAAGGUGGAGGACAUCUGCCAGACCCGCGUCAUCGACCUCCUGGACGAGCGCCUCUCGGAGGCGGAGCUCCACCGCUUCGCCAAGGGGGAAGAGGGGGCAAAGUACCUUCGAGCUGUGGUCUAUGGCUUCGCGGGCAUCCAGCUGCCGGCGGUGGCUUUGAUGCUCAAGGACCUCCCGAUGCUCCGCGAGCUGCACUUGCCCGACGCGCAGAAGGAGGACUGCCAUCUGCAGGUGAAAGAGCUCCUGAUGCAGAUCAGGAGCAAGUGCCCGGGCCUCAGGGAGGUGAGCUUCGCCAACGCCCAGGUGCGAACAUGGGACCUGGUGACCUGAUGACCAUCGACCCAUUGACCGCGGCAAGCGAAAGCGAAAUCCAACGAGGGGCUCCGGGGGCGACCUUCGUGGCUGCUCCGAGUGUGAUACUGUG